Daldinia caldariorum is the source of this 2271-nucleotide messenger RNA. Its product is annotated as general substrate transporter. Lineage: Eukaryota; Fungi; Ascomycota; Sordariomycetes; Xylariales; Hypoxylaceae. Gene Ontology annotation, cellular component: membrane. Gene Ontology annotation, biological process: transmembrane transport; carbohydrate transport. The coding region runs from base 158 to 1750 and encodes 530 amino acids. The transcript has 10 exons. Gene Ontology annotation, molecular function: carbohydrate:proton symporter activity. The record is from RefSeq and is a predicted model, not a curated record.
GUAAUGUUGUGAAUAGUUUGUGCUCUAGAGCACAGCUUGAUUAGUAUACCCCGCGUCCCCGGGCCCUUGGCGGACCCCAUCCCCGUAUACCAUGAACCAAGCAGUCGGAUACUAACCCCGGAUUUCCUCAAAGCCUAGACGCCCUCUUGUUGAGUCAAUGCGGCGAUACUUAACCCCAUGCGCGUCCUCUGGUCUGACCGAAGGGCCUCGAUGCACCUUCGAUAUUCCCUACUUUGGACAGGUAUCUUGUUCUGUAGCAACCAUGAAGAAUCAGACGUUACUGAGUAAGCCCUUCUUAACCUCCUUAUUCCUUGGAAUCGGCGGAUUUCUCUAUGGCUACGACUCGGGGAUCAUUACGCCGAGUCUGGCGUUGAAAUCCUUCCUAGUUUACUUUGGCCAACCUGAUGCUGCUACUCGUGGAGCAAUCGUCUCAGUUUACCAAGCUGGAGCAUGGCUCGGUAGUGCUUCGGUUGGUAUCACCAGUGACAGGUUUGGUCGACGGAAGGCCAUAGCGUUCGGAUGUCUUUGGGGUGCGAUCGGCUCGGCGCUCAUGGCCGGCGCUGCUCACGUGGCUAUGCUUAUUAUGGGACGCCUAUUAGUCGGUUUCGCCGUUGGAACAGUUACUGGCGUAGCCCCCGUUUUUGGUGCUGAGAUUGCAAAGACACACGAACGCGCGAAGAUCACGGCAGCCAAUCAGAUGAUGGUCGCUUGGGGAUUUUUCGUCGCAUUAUGGACGGGAGUGGGCGAAGGCAAAUGGAACAAUCCAAAUCAAUGGAGAUUGGGCUUUGCUAUUCAAGGCAUUCCGGCCGUUAUACUCGGCGUCGGAGUUUUAUUCAUCAGCGAAUCUCCAAGAUGGUUGUGCUUGAAGGGUCGUCACGAAGAAGCAAAGAGGUCUUUCCGCAACUACCACCACGACGGGUCCAACGAUACGUGGAUUGACACCGAGUUCACCAUCAUCCAAGUAAAUAUCGAAGAGGAGAGAAAGGCUCAAGGUCGUCUGGCUUGGACUGACCUUUUGAAGACACCGGCGUUUCGAAAGCGUCUUUUCGUCGGAUCAUUCGUAUGGGCAGCUGCCAUGCUCUCAGGCAUAUCUUUCGUCCAAUAUUAUCAAACAGCCAUUUAUGCGACUCUUCAGUUUGAUCAGAACGAGCAGCUUCUCGUAAGUGGUCUUUAUGGAACUGUCGCGCCCGUGGCUUGCCUUGCAUCUCUCUUUUUCGUCGACCGAAUUGGCCGGAAAAAGAUAUUGAUAACCAGCUCUGCUCUCCUCUCCGUUUGCUACAUGAUAAUCACCAUCCUAGCCGCAGUCUACCCGGCGCGUCCCGGCUUACCCACGAAUACUUUGGCGCAAAGGGGUCUCAUUGCUUGCAUCUUUGCUGUUUCGGCAAACUAUUCAGCUCUUCUUGGCCCAAUGACUUGGAUCAUUCCUCCCGAGGUUUUCACUACGGAGCUUCGAGCAAAGGCAAACGCUUUGGUUCAAGUUAUCCACUACUCUAUUAGUCUAGUUAUCACGCAGUGCUCGCCAAUCGCACUCGCGGCGGUUGGAUGGAAAUACUAUAUACUUUUUAUCCUUACGAACGCUCUCUGCGCUGUGGUAUUUGCGUUCGCAUAUCCUGAGACAAAAGGGAAAUCGCUAGAAGAGAUUGACGAGAUUUUUGGGGAUGUUAAGGUGUUUCAUGGCGACAGUGCCAAGUUAUCUAACGAUGAGGAGGCUACUGUUGAGACUUUGGAAGUAAGGAGCGAGAAGGACUAGACAUCGUCGAGAUACCCUGAAUAACAAUUUUGUUGCAUCGGCAAGUCAUAUUUUGGAUUCUAGGAUCUUUACGCUAUCAUAUUGUAGAUUCUCUACAUCUCGUGCCCCUGGCAACACUUCACGAUCUCUUCGAUAUGCCAAAGCUAUGUACUUUGUCCCAACCGUUCAAAACCAUUAACUACUAGAUUUUUAGUGUGGAAGUCACACCUAAUCAGAAUGACUGAGCAACUCUAUGUCAAUAACGGUGUCUUGCACUAGCUAGGAUUUUAUUGAAUGGGCAGUCUCGCCGAAUGAUGUGAUGGAGUUAAUAUUGAAUCAGAAAUUGCAACGAAAAUGGGUUGCCAAUUAUAAGAGCUUUUGGCCAACCUCCAAAACCUCUCCGUAGAUCCAAGGCUCUAGCAAAACGGCAAAGGCAAAGCCCGUACAAGUGGCAUUUGGCGGACGGCAUCAGAAUUAUCCGACGAUGCUUUCCAAACCAUGGGGGCAAUUUCUUGCCGUAUGCUUGUCCUUGGCACAGGCAA